AUGAGGGCCUUCUUGCACAGGGUGCUUCAGUUCUUCUUGCUUCAGUUUCUACUAGGACAAUCCAAGCUGAGGAAAGAUGCAAUCCAUGAUAUUAUCAUCCAUGCAUUUCACGUGUUUGGUUACGGUGGGAAAUUAGCAGUAGAACUGUGCAUCAUUGGCUUCCUUGCUGGCACUUGUGUGGCAUUCUUUGUUGUGCUGGGAGACCUUGGGCCUGCAAUUGCAGCACGGACAUUUCAAGUGGAAAACACUUCGAAUCUCCGUCAGAUCUUUGAAAUAUAUGCUGCAUUACUGGAUGCAAACUUGAAGAAGAUGAAUGUGAUUGUGGAUCAAGCUGUGACACUGUCAUCCUUCAUAUAUAUCUCCAUGGGUCUCCUGGGCUAUAUUGCAUACUGCAGUCUACCAACCAUCCCUGGAAACAUCCUGGUGGCCUUUCCAUCAACCAUCCUGGCAGAAUCUGUGAAGCUUUGCUUCCUGAUGUCAGUGGCUGUGUCUUUUCCCCUCUGCCUCUUCCCCUGCAGGGCAAGCAUUCACUCCCUCUUGUACCCAAGUCACUCACCUUUUGAGUUGCUUGAUGGCAAUGGAAAUGGAUUUCAGCAUGGGGCAGCAGGUGAACUGAGCAGCACAUACAUACCGGAGGGCAAAUUCAAAGUCAUCACAUUUGUGAUGGUCUUUGGAUCUCUUUUGGCUGGGAUUUACCUUCCAAACAUCGAGGUUGUGCUGAGUCUGCUGGGGUCCACUAUAGGAACCAUCAUCUGUGUGAUCUUUCCGGCCAUCAUUUUCGUCAAAGUUACCACCAAAAACACAAGCGAGCGCAUGCUGGCACAGGUCCUUUUCUGUAUUGGAAUCUUCAUGUUGGUGGCAGGUACAUAUACCAACUUGGCUGCAAUGGACCAUGCUAGCAAUGUGAUUAAUGAUCCUCCAUCUCUUCUGGUUGAUGACAAGGCUGUACCUGGUGCUCCGAAGCUGACACCAGACUCUGUGGCCAAAUCACUUGGCAACCUAGCAUUGGAUGCUGUUAAUGGAGAUAUUAAGACUGCCAUCAAAGACCCAGGAAAAGACCCAGUGAAUGCUGGCCAAAACAAGAAGGAUGACCUCCUGCAGGAGUUGAAAAAGGAACAGGAGGAGCAGCGGAAAAUCUUGGAGGAGCAGCAGAAGAUCCUUGAGGAACUACGGCUUCAGAAGGAGAAGGAUGCCAAAGGCAAUAAGAGCAAGGUAGAACCACAGAAACAGACAAAGAAUGUGUCGCUGAAUGAGCAGAACCCAGCUGUUCCUGGGUUAGGUGAAGUGAAAGCAAAUAUCCUGCCAGAUUCACCAAAAGACUCUGCAGGACAUGUGGUUAAGAAGGAAUUGAAGCCUCUCCCCCGACAGUUUAAAACUCAAGUCAACCAAUCGGACUCUAAAGUCAUCUCAAGCAAUGUGGACCUGCCUGAGAGCAAAGUCUCUGAAGCAAAACCACUAGAUCAUGCAUUACUUGCCAAGGAAAUGAAUGUGAUACCCAUAGGCCAGGUAGGAGAUGCACAAAAUGAAAGGAGGAGGGAGGGAAAGGCGAAUCCUUCAGCUGAUGCAAUGAAGGUCCCACUUGACAAUGUCCCAGAACCUAAGAAUGAUAGGAAACAAGACAGCCAGCCGUUAGAGACCAUUGGGGGUAUAAAGACCUCUAAUACCUCUGGUCUUGAUGCAGGGAAUGCAAUUCCAGCUCUCAGUAACAGUAACCCGGUUCUGAAUCUCUUGAAUUACCCUGCACCAGAAGCUGCAGAGCCAAAAUUUUCACCUGGGAAGCCAUUGAUUGGUGCAUCACAGGGAGUAGGGGGUCUUGAUCCCAGGUUUAUUCAAACUGAUAAGGCACCUCAGGCUGAUGAGCAGGGCGGGAAGAAAAUUGAAAAGAGUGAUAUGAAGAUGGAGACAACGUCAGAAGUGAAGGAAACAGAGCAGAAAGCUGUGGUGCCCGCACCUGGAAUUCGUUUCAUGAAUCUGUCACCAUUGGACAGGCAGCAGCUGAUGGCUGGCUAUGAAGUAUUUUCCCGAAUCCCUUUCCAGGGAUACCUGGGCAGGGAAUUGCAACCAAUCUUCCGGCCCAAGAGGCUGAUGAUCAGAGUAGCACAGUUUGACUUCCUUCGCUCUACCCUUGGGGGUCGGAAGUUGCGAGUGGCAGCCUCUGUAAACAAUGUAGCUGAGGUGGAACGACUUCUCAAGAUCGGUGUGGGUCCUAAUUUGGCUGACGAAAGGAAACGCACUGCCCUUCACAUAGCAGCCAGUCGAGGCUUCACCGAAGUGGUGCGGGUGUUGCUCCAGAAUGGGGCUGACCCCAAUGCCAAGGAUUGUGUCAACAACAUUCCGCUCCACCUGGCUGCCUGCACUGGGAACUUGGACAUUGUCACACUCCUCCUUCAUGCUGGCUCAGAUGUUACCCUGGUGGAUUCCUAUGGCACAAAUCCUCUGAAUCUGGCUCGUUCACGGCUGAAACUCCUCUGCAACGACUCCAGCCUCACUCCCUCAGCCAUCAAGAGCCAAUGCAAGCAGAUUGUGGAGAUGCUGCAGGCUUACCUGACUCGACGUGAGACAGGUCGAGGAGGGGAUGGAAGUUGCAAAGAGAUUUGGGAGGAUUUUGAGCAAAAGCUCAAGCUGCACAACACCAAGGAAGAAAUCGAUGGUGACAUUUUGAAUGGAGAGCUGUCAAGGCUGGGCAGCAUUAGCAAUGCAAUCUAUGUCAGAUUAUGUAUAGCCUGGCAAGCCGCCUUCUCCCUUUUUCUGUGGUUCAAGCUGGAACUCAAGCCUACUUCCGAGUUGUCCAUUAUGAUGUCAUGGUUUUGGAUUCCAGUGACAACAUUGCUCAAGAGACAUAAGCAUUCCUCUACAACCUUGGUUGAGCAGAGCAACAUGAAGGUCAAGGUCCUUCCAGCUCUCUCUGACAACUACAUGUAUCUGAUUGUGGACCCAGCCACAAAUGAUGCUGCUGUUGUGGAUCCAGUGGAACCAGCAUCAGUGCUGGAAACAGUGAAGCAGGAGGGCUGGAAUCUUAAAUCUGUGCUCACCACCCAUCAUCACUGGGACCAUGCUGGGGGGAACUCAGCAUUGGUGAAGGAAGUGCCAGGGAUCCCUGUCUAUGGAGGGGACAAACGGGUGGAUGCUUUGUCUCAUCGGGUGUCCCAUGGUGAUGAGCUGACUAUUGGGUCCCUGAAUGUGAAAUGCCUCUUUACCCCUUGCCAUACUUCUGGCCACAUCUGCUACUAUGUCACUAGUCCCAACUCAGAUGCUCCAGCUGCUGUCUUCACAGGUGACACGCUCUUUAUUGCUGGAUGUGGGAAGUUCUUUGAAGGCACUGGGCAGGAGAUGUACAAGGCUCUGAUCGAGAUCCUUGGAACCCUUCCUGAUGACACUCAAGUGUAUUGUGGACACGAGUACACGGUCAGCAACUUAAAGUUUGCACAGCAUGUGGAACCAGGAAACCAAGACCUGAAAGCAAAGAUAGAGUGGGCCAAAAAGAAGACUGAAGCUAAAGAGCCCACCGUUCCGUCGACCAUCGGUACGUCGCUCGCACUCGCCGCCGGUGGAGAGAAGAAGAUCAAUCCCUUUAUGCGCGUUACCACCUCGGCCGUACGGGAGCACGUCCACGCCGAGGAUGCCAUCAUGGCCAUGGACAAGCUCAGGCAAGAAAAGAACAAUUUCCGUGGCUGAGCGACCUCCUCGUGCCUACAGUUAGCUUUCAUUCUGCUGCAAUAAGGAGCUCAUUUGGAGGACUACAGUUAGCUUUCAUUCUGCUGCAAUAAGGAGCUCAUCUGGAGGACAAUGCAUCAAUUUCUUUUUUGUGUAGCAGCUGAUUCCUCUCUUGAUGGACAUUGUUUAUAUUGCUCUCUUUUGUUCCUUUAUGAGCGAAUGACCCUUUAUCUGCAUGGACCAAUAAAUGAAUGUAUGAAACC
This is a messenger RNA of Darwinula stevensoni, 3917 nucleotides long. The record is from the annotation of a GenBank genome assembly. Lineage: Eukaryota; Metazoa; Arthropoda; Ostracoda; Podocopida; Darwinulidae.